Messenger RNA from Strongylocentrotus purpuratus (purple sea urchin), 3068 nucleotides. RefSeq names its product DD104 protein, upregulated upon bacterial challenge and trauma (gene DD104). Lineage: Eukaryota; Metazoa; Echinodermata; Echinoidea; Camarodonta; Strongylocentrotidae. The transcript has 6 exons. The record is from RefSeq and is a predicted model, not a curated record. The coding region runs from base 112 to 972 and encodes 286 amino acids.
UCUUGGAGUCAGUGGCUGUGGAACUUCAUCAACUGAGAACUUCAAGAGGUUGUCGUUUGCCUGACUAUCUAAGGAUCUCUACAAAUAUAGUAAGCAAUUGAAUUAUCAAUCAUGUUGGCAGUUUGUCUCCUCACUUUCAUCGCCGCGUUGACUGCCGCAGUCCCGACCCCGACCCCAGGGCCUCCUAACGGAAUUCCCCAAUGUGCACUCUCAGAGUGCCCCGUCUAUACUGAAUUGGAAGACUAUGGUCAAGAUAUGUGGAAGCGGCGGAUCGAACCAGGAGUAUGGGCGCGUAGGUCCGCUCCAACCUGCAACCGAACUGCUGCAACAGAUCUAGUCUACUACACGGACCUCCAAAACUACUUUUUGGACAACGGGAUUGACCGGACGACACCAGUCAUGUUUGAAACCGUGAAAAACAAGGCCAGGCCAACUUUCUGUCCCGACCAAUCAGAGUCCCCCCCUUGCUGUGCCGAAAUCUACGCAUAUCUCUUCUACAUUCCUGCAGCUUCGCAAGCAAACACCCCACCUCCAUCACAGGACUCUGGGGUGGAGCUAGUGCACAUGGAAGAUCCUCGGGAGUUCUACGGCAUCACCUUCGGUGGGCGACCGGAAACUCCCAAUGCGACGGAGAAAUACGAACAGCUUCAUGCGUACCUCGUCGAGCAGGCCCUUCCAAUCGAGACCUACGAUAGCAUUGUUGCAGCUUAUGACGCACCAGGGCAGCCUCAGCCUCAUCGCACUGAAAUCCUGAUUCCUGUCAAGGGACCCAGAGAAAAUAAAACCAAUGCAUGCCCCGACAACCAGAACGACAGCCAAGAAAACGAAGAAGGUCGUGGUGAUCGUGAUGGUGGUGGUCGUCGUCGUGGUGGAGGUGCUGGUGGUGAUGGCGGUGGUGGUCGUGGUGAUGGCCGCGGUCGUCAAAGACGCAACGUUCACGACCUUUCCAACAUCGAUCUCAUUCUGUUUUGAGAUGGUCGGCAAACGACUCCAACCAAGAUUAUAAUGAUUUUAUGUCAUUUCAUUUCAUUCGUCACAUUUAAUACAUGUUAAGAAUAACAGAGGCUACAUAAUACAGAAAUUGUACAACUGGGAAGCACUCCCUUUUUGUACAUAUCUAAAGCGUAUAAUUAUAUAGUAAGUAGUUUACUCUCUUAAUUUGUUAUUGGAUAUAAGAAAGUGCUUUGCUUUUUAACUGGUGUUGGAAUACAUCACAUUAUUAUCAUAGUAUUUUCACUUUUCAGCAUAAUCAGGAACCAUAUUUUGGCACAAGCCAAUUCGGUUAUUUUGUGGUGUCCCUUAACCAUAAUACUAUUAGUUUAAUUUACCCUUUUGAUAUAUUAUUUUAGAAAUGGUAAUAAAUUCAUUCAUUCAUUCGUCCAUUCGUUUUUCCGAAAGUUCGUUUCCCUAAAGACUCAUAAUAUUCCGAAGGUUCAUCAUCAAAUUUAUGGUCAUUUCGAAACACAAAUUUCCUAUACCAGGGGGUCAUAAUUCCGUAAAUGAAAUAGGGUUCAUACAAUCAUGUUGUUGGUUUAUUCCGGAAGUUCGUUUAUCCGAAGGAUCAAUAUAAUUCCGAAAGUGAAAUAGAGUUCAUUAUUUUUAUUAUCCAUACUUUCAAAAAUGAUAUGAGAAUUGCUUUUCAAAAUUUUUGAAUUUUCUAAAAAUGAUACAUGGUGAUAUAUAAUUUCCACAAUGAUGAACCUUCGGAACUAUGAACCCCAUUUUCAUUUUCGGAAUAACAAAUCAUUUAUAUGAGAUGGAGCCUUUCUCUUGGUCGAUAAUCUAGGAUCCAGACAAGCCGAAUGGAGCAUGGGAGGGGGCUGCGGGCAGCGCAUAUUUUUUUUUACACAACUGUUUAACCACUUCAGUCAAAUAUACUGUGCAAACGACUAGAGGCAGAGUCUACCCUUAGCAGUGUUGGAUUGCUGGGGCUGUACACGUGUACAUACUCGUUAUUUGUUUUGGGUUAAAUCUAUCCUCUCUUCUCUUUCAUUAUAUAUUUCUGUGUUCUCCUUCAAUCUAUCCUCUUCUCUUUUGUCAUGUAUUUUUUUUUCUUCUUUUUCUUCAAUCUAUCCUUUUUCAAACCGGCUCCUAUAUGUCUUUGUUUUUCCACAAUCUAUCCCCCUAAGUUCGGUUAUGUAAUUCUUUUGUUCUCUUUCAUUCUAACCUCUUCUCUUUUGUUUUAUGUAUUUCUUUGUUUCUCCUUCAAUCUAUCCUUUUCUCCUUCGUCAGCUAUUUCUUUGUUUAAAUCUGAUAGAUUUCCUUUCUCCUUCUCCGGCCUGUUUUUCCUUAGUCUAGAUCUAUUAUCCUCUUAGCUGUAUUUCUAUGUUCUUCCUUUGACUUACCCUCUUCUCUUUCCUUAUGUAUUUCCUUGUUUUUCCUUCUCCAUAUUAUCCUCUUUUAUAUCCUUGUUUUCCGCCCUUUCUAUCAUGUUCCCUUCCCUUGGUGUAUUAAAGUGCUUGCACAUUAUAAUGCGCUGACGACUUAGACUCUUUCACCAGAGCACUUCUUGGAAUUUUUUUCGCGAAAAUGGCUAAACAGUUGUGUAAACAAAAAGUAUGCGCCUGGGGCAGCUUCACAUGUACCCUUCCAUGGGGAAGCAGACCCUUUAAACAUGAGUCCCUUCUUGUACUUUUUAAUUGUGACACUGGCAGCAAUUUAAGACAUUCCACGAUACACCUGAUACUAAGAUGACGUUUUAUUUGGGGGUUGGGUUUGGGUGCCCCCCCCCCCCCCACCAGAGAAUUAUGGAUCUGCGACUUGAAACCAUCCGCGGUUCUAUGAAUAAGUUGCGCUAAUAAUUAUUAUUCAGGAUAUUAACGGCUGGUGAUUGAUGAAAAAAAAAUAUAGCUAUUGCAAAAUAAGUAUCUGGCAAUCAGUGAUCGGGUUAUACGUAACGUAUGAGUACUGUACAUCUGUUUUAGCUAUAGUGUUUAUGUUUCAUACACCAACAUGACUUGUUUUAGUCAAUGACGUAAUCGUAAUGCCAUUCUUUUUACAUAUUUUUUCUUGGAUCAGUAUCAGAAAUUUGUUUGGCUUGUUAAUUAAUAAAUACUUCUAACCGUAAA